Messenger RNA from Colletotrichum godetiae, 1806 nucleotides. RefSeq names its product benzoate 4-monooxygenase cytochrome P450. NCBI's taxonomy places the organism in Eukaryota, Fungi, Ascomycota, Sordariomycetes, Glomerellales, Glomerellaceae. Gene Ontology annotation, molecular function: oxidoreductase activity, acting on paired donors, with incorporation or reduction of molecular oxygen; heme binding; monooxygenase activity. The transcript has 4 exons. The coding region runs from base 81 to 1628 and encodes 515 amino acids. The record is from RefSeq and is a predicted model, not a curated record.
GUUGCGUCGCACCAUCGAUACUAAGAACGCAACCUCCUCGUGCACACUCGUCGAAGGCACCCCAGCAAUUUGUGCCCGAGAUGACCUCAAACGCCAUCGUGGGCGGCUUUAAAGCCGCCUUAAGUCCCAAUGUAGUCAUUUACUUUCUUGGUCUCUAUCUCGCUUACCACAUCGCCAUAGCCUUGUACAAUAUCUCGCCUUUUCAUCCAUUAGCACGUUUUCCUGGUCCCAAGAUCGCAGCUGCAUCUUACCUAUACGAAGCGUACUUUGACUGGUGUUUGCUUGGCAGAUAUGGCAAGGUCAUUGCACGGAUGCACGAACACUACGGGCCCAUUAUCAGAAUAAACCCGGAUGAGCUUCAUAUAUCUGACCCCUACUUCACCGACGAAGUCUAUGCUGGUCCGGGCCGUAUCCGCGACAAGUGGCAACAUCAACUCAACACCGGCGGUGCAGGCCCUGUCUCGGUUACCGGCUUCUCCACCGUCAAACAUGAGGUUCAUCGGAUGCGUAAGGGCGCUUUGUCAAAGUUCUUUUCUCGUCAGCAGAUGCUCAAACUUGAGGGUGAGGUGCAGGAGUUUGCCCAGCUCACGGCUGACAAAAUGCUUCGCUCGGCGGGGAAGGAGCCUUUCGACGUGAAGGAGGCCUUCAACUGCUUCACAGCAGAUAUCAUCUCUCAAUAUGCUUUCGGAGAGCCCAUGGGUUUCAUCUCGCAAGAAGGGUGGGAACCCAACUUUGCUACUUGGGUGAAGUCCUUCUUUAAGAGUGCUUACAUGAUGAGACACAAUGCUCUUGGUCGUAAACUGGCUCAAGUGAUGCCUAUGAUGGCUGAUUACUUGGGUGAAGACAUCAGGUCUGUCAUGAGACAGAUGAAUGUUGUUAUUCCCGGGUAUAUCAGGGCGGCUUUGAGCAACCCAGAAAACGGAAGAGUUUUUGCCGAUCUCAUGGAAUCCAAGACACUGCCCGAAGAAGAGAAAUCCUUGUACCGACUUUCUGGAGAGGGCUUCAACUUCUUACUCGCCGGUACUGAGACCACUGCUGCUACUCUGACUGUCGUGACGUACUACCUCCUCGCCCAGCCACAGACCUAUUCUCGCCUGAUGGAGCAGUUGCAAGGUCUCAACCCAUCGAAUCUAAAAUGGACAGAGCUUGAACAGAAGCCUUACCUGUGGGCAGUCAUUCACGAGUCUCUUCGCAUGAUGCCUGGGGUCUCGCACAGAUCUGCCAGGAUUGCCCGCGAGGAGGACCUAGUCUACAAGACUCGUGACGGGAAAAAGGAGUGGCUUAUUCCCAGAGGUACCCCCGUUGGCAUGACAUCAAUGAUUAACCACUGGAACGAGGAAUUGUUCCCCAACCCCGGGGAGUUCACUCCUGAGCGUUGGCUGAUAGACGGCCAGCCAAACUAUAAGCUGCAGAAGUUCCUCCUUGCGUUCGGGAAAGGCAGUCGCUCUUGUAUUGGUGAGAACUUGGCAUACUGCGAAGUCUACCAUAUGGUGGCUAUGAUGGCUCUUCGCGUCAUCCCGAGAUCCACUCUGCAUGAAACCACAGUCGAAGAUAUUUCUUACGACCAUGAUCUCAUCGUGGUGCAAACAAAGAAGGGUUCAAUUUCUGUCAAGAUAAAGAUCACCUGAGCACCAGGCAAAUCAUAGCGUUGGGCUUUACUGGCUGUUUAGAAGUAACAACAGCAGCAAUGGCUUGGGUGUGACGGCCGUCUAUCUUUUCUUGACCGAAUUUAGUAUUGAUAGCUGAGUGCCCGGUUAACACGCUGCAUAAAAUUCACACUGGGAAUAGAUAAUCAUCGGUUUCACC